Coturnix japonica (Japanese quail) is the source of this 2509-nucleotide messenger RNA. Its product is annotated as keratin, type II cytoskeletal cochleal-like. The record is from RefSeq and is a predicted model, not a curated record. Lineage: Eukaryota; Metazoa; Chordata; Aves; Galliformes; Phasianidae. Gene Ontology annotation, molecular function: structural constituent of skin epidermis. Gene Ontology annotation, biological process: keratinization; intermediate filament organization. Gene Ontology annotation, cellular component: keratin filament.
AUCUGUGCAAGCAUGCUUUGCACUAAAGGUUGAGUGAUUCUUGCCAGAAAUCAGUUAGGUAAUGCUUCUAGCUGAGCAGCUUCACGCUGGCUCCAACAGGUGUGUUUGGGUGCAAUCAGUUUAACAAGUUUCAAUCAGACAGCUCGCUGCCUGGCACGUCAAAACCAUGAAGGCUCUGAGUUGAUCUCUGGACUUCCAUGCAACCAAGCCCAGAUCCUCAGGGGGAUAAAAAGGGCCUCCCAAUUCUCACUCCCAGCACUGAGCUGCCCACAUCCAGAUUGCUGCUCCUUGUCGUGACCUCUUGCUGCCAUGAGCCGGCAGGCGUACAGCACCAGGGCUGGGGGUGGAGGGAGGUCGUACAGCGCUGCUUCAGCCAUCGUUCCUGGGGGUAGCAGGGCUGGCUUCAGCUCGGUGUCAGUGGCACGGUCUGGAGGAGGUGGUGGUGGCUUUGGAAGGCUCCUUGGAGGAGGAGGAGGAGGUGGUGGUGGAGGUUUUGGCAGCAGGAGCCUCUACAGCCUCGGUGGUUCCAAAAGAAUUUCCUUUGGUGUUGGAAGCAGCUUCCGAAGUGCUUUUGGAGGUGGUGGAUCUGGCCUGGGAGGUGGCAGCGGUGGUGGCUUUGGUCUUGGUGGUGGUGGAGGUGGUGGUGGCCUUGGAUUUGGUCUUGGUGGUGGUGGAGGUGGUGGUGGCCUUGGACUUGGUCUUGGUGGUGGUGGUGGUGGUGGCUAUGGCUUUGGUGGAGGUCCUGGUGGGCUUGGCUUUGGUGGAGCAGGAGGCAUGGGGGGACUUGGAGGGCUGGGUGGUGGCAGGGGUCCCGUGGGGUUUGGUGGCCCACCUGGCAUGGGCACCAUCCAAGAAGUGACAGUCAACCAGAGCCUACUGGCACCCCUCAACCUGGAGAUCGACCCCAACAUUCAGCAGGUGCGCAAGGAGGAGAGGGAGCAGAUCAAGAGCCUCAACAACAAGUUUGCUUCCUUCAUUGACAAGGUUCGCUUCCUGGAGCAGCAGAACAAGGUUCUCGAGACCAAAUGGACACUCCUGCAGGACCAGGGUCAGAAAAACAGCACGGGCAAGAACAACCUGGACCCACUCUUUGAGGCUUACAUCAAUAACCUGAAGCGGCAGCUGGCCAACCUGCUGAGCGAGAGAGGACGCAUGGACGGGGAGCUGAAGAACAUGCAAGACCUUGUUGAGGAUUUCAAGAACAAGUAUGAAGAGGAAAUCAACCGACGCACAGCAGCAGAGAAUGAAUUUGUGGUGCUGAAGAAGGAUGUGGAUGCUGCUUACAUGAAUAAAGUGGAGCUGGAGGCCAAGGUGGAUGCUCUGACGGAUGAGCUCAACUUCCUCCGAGCCCUCUACGAGGCGGAACUGGCUCAGCUCAGUGCACAAGCAUCUGACACCGCCGUCAUCCUGUCCAUGGAUAACAACCGGGACCUGGACCUCAGCAGCAUCAUAGCUGAAGUCAAAUCACAGUAUGAGGACAUUGCCAACCGCAGCAGGGCUGAGGCGGAGGCUUGGUACCAAACCAAGUAUGAAGAGCUGCAGGCCACGGCUGGGAAGCAUGGAGAUGACCUGCGCAACACAAAGGGGGAGAUCUCUGAGCUCAACCGGCUCAUCCAGAGGAUCCGAGCAGAGAUAGAGAACACAAGGAACCAGUGUGCCACCCUGCAAACAGCCAUCGGAGACGCUGAGGAGCGUGGGGAGCUGGCUCUCAAGGAUGCUAAGGCAAAGAUGAUGGAGCUGGAGGAUGCCCUACAGAAAGCCAAAGCUGACAUGGCCCGGCAGCUACGCGAGUACCAGGAGCUGAUGAAUGUAAAGCUGGCCCUGGACAUCGAGAUUGCAACCUACAGGAAGCUGCUGGAGGGCGAGGAGAGCAGGCUGAGCGGAGAAGGACUCAACCCCAUCAGCUACUCAGUGAUCAGCUCCAGCUCUGGCACAACUGGUGGAGGAGGAGGAUUUGGUGGACUGAGCCUAAGUGGAGGUGGAGGUGGAAGUGGAUAUGGUCUUGGAGGAGGAGGAGGUGGAAGUGGAUACGGUCUUGGAGGAGGUGGUGGUGGAAGUGGAUACGGUCUUGGAGGAGGAGGUGGAGGCUACAGCUUUGGAAGUGGAGGAGGACUUGGACUUGGAGGUGGAGGUGGUCUUGGAGGUGGGUAUGGAGGUGGUAGUGGGCUCGGGCUUGGAGGAGGCAGCAUUGGAAGUGGGCUGAGUUCUGCAGGAGGGAAUUUCAGCUCUGGGAGUGCAAAAGGCACCAAUCCAGGUGUGAAAAUCGUCUCCAAAACCUCCUCCAGCAAAAAGAGCAUAAAGAGCCAAAGCCUGAAGAAUGCCUCACAGCCUGAGUAAAGUGAUGCUGCCAGCCCCCCCAGCCCCCAAAGCCAUCACUGCUGCAUCGCUCCCAUACCGCUCCCGCACCCACCACCUCUCUGCUGUAGUUCUUAAGCAUUUGGGUUCCACCUCAGGAAAGCAGCAAGCACAGGCUAACCGGAUCUCUCCAAGCACCAAAAUGGGUUUCAAA